This is a messenger RNA of Nelumbo nucifera (sacred lotus), 927 nucleotides long. RefSeq lists its product as uncharacterized. The record is from RefSeq and is a predicted model, not a curated record. NCBI's taxonomy places the organism in Eukaryota, Viridiplantae, Streptophyta, Magnoliopsida, Proteales, Nelumbonaceae.
AUGAAACAACAUAUUGCCCAAAGGAAAGGUGAGAUUGCAAUUUGUCGUAAAGUACCUCAUGAUGUAAGGUUCAAAAUUGAGCAAUCGUUGAAUGAAAUCAAUGACAAAAAAAAAAGUGAAAAGCAACCAAUGAAUUUUGUUGACACUAGAGCACAAUGUGGAAGGAAUGAUAAUGAUGAUAUUGAGAUUAGAGAAAUAGAUCCACCUAGUGCACAUGAUACCUAUCAAGGGAAAAACCCAACUACAUCAUCGGGAAAGGGGAAAGCAUCUUCAGUGCUAAUAACUAGCCAUUUUGCUCCACGGACCACUCCAGGUGCACAACCUGGAAUUAAGAGUGUAUUGGCAUCUAAGGGAGCAAUUAAUCACGUGGACCAUGUUGUUAUGAAGUGGUUGUGUGAUGUUUGUAUUCCCUUGAAUGCUUUGCGUUCAAGAUAUUUUCAGCCUAUGUUGGAUGCCCUUGCUACUAUUGGUCCAGGGUACAAAGCUCCUUCAUAUCAUAAUUGUAGGACCAAUUCGUUGAAAUAUUUAAUUCAUGGGGAGCAAAUGUCAGUUGAUAAACUCCAUAAUGAUUGGGCUACAUAUGGUUGUACUAUAAUGGCUGACGGUUGGACAGAUACACGUAGCCGAACAUUGAUUAAUUUUUUAGUGUAUUGUCCUACAGGAACUACAUUUGUGAAGUCUGUAGAUACUUCUGAAACAUUCAAGAGUGCAAAGAAUUUAUUUCUUUUGUUUAAGGAAGUCAUUGAUUGGAUAAAAGUAGAAAAUGUUGUUCAGGUGGUCACUGACAAUGCUGCAAAUUAUGUAGCUGUUGGAAGCAGAAUUUCCAUGGAUAUAUUGGUCACCUUGUGCAUCACAUUGUCUAAACUUGAUGUUAAAAGAAAUUGGAGAAAUGGAUUAUGUUGCAAAUGUGGUUCAACAUGCAUUUAG